Messenger RNA from Meyerozyma guilliermondii ATCC 6260, 789 nucleotides. RefSeq lists its product as uncharacterized. The record is from RefSeq and is a predicted model, not a curated record. Gene Ontology annotation, cellular component: endosome. Gene Ontology annotation, molecular function: phosphatidylinositol-3-phosphate binding. The coding region runs from base 1 to 789 and encodes 262 amino acids. NCBI's taxonomy places the organism in Eukaryota, Fungi, Ascomycota, Pichiomycetes, Serinales, Debaryomycetaceae. Gene Ontology annotation, biological process: retrograde transport, endosome to Golgi; protein targeting to vacuole. The transcript has a single exon.
AUGUCCAAUAUACUUGGAGACGAUCCCUGGGGCUCCUCUGGAUGGGGAGAUUCUCCUGUCCAGGGCUCCGCCUUUCUCACCUCGUCACAGCUCUUAAACCGGACUUCUUUGGAUGCUCCGAAGGAUUCCGAUGAGGUGCUGGUUCCCGAAUCAUAUCAAAAUAUCUUGGAUCAUUUUGGUGAACAAUUGAGUUCUGUCAACGAAUUGGAACAGCUGGUGAUGGAUAAGUUAGUUUCUGCCGGAACUUUUACCGAAUAUCAAAAAUCCAGGUUAAUCGAUGUGCUUUACGAGCAUAACAUGCUUCCCCCAGCCCAGUAUAUGGUGGACAUUCUUGGAUUAAUUGCACUUGAAGUAGACGCUCCAGGAACCGGAGACUAUGUCACGUUGAAAUUCAGACGAUCGCAUCUUCCAGAACUCCCUCAAAAUGUUAUAGACAUACUUUUACUGUCUAGAGAACCUAUUUCCGAUCCACUAACCGAGUCUCUUGCUGCUGCCUCUUUGGAGGACGAUCCUGUUCUUACCGACCAUUCAUCCAUACAAAAGCAGCAGGAUAAACAGGAGCCCACCAUCGACACUUCUGGUGUACGCAAAUACAUGGAGAAAUUACGGGGAGAAUUCAAGCCGUUAUACACGAGCAAAGAGUCCAUCAGCAUCAGAGAGGUGCCCGAAAAAGAAGGGCUCCUCUUCAAACAUACCAAUUAUGCCAUCACAUACAACAUGAACUUGGGAAUGCACCAGCAAUCCGGCCAAAAGAAAGUCGUUAGACGGUACAGCGACUUUGUAUGGUAA